Messenger RNA from Perca flavescens (yellow perch), 1053 nucleotides. RefSeq names its product guanine nucleotide binding protein (G protein), alpha transducing activity polypeptide 1 (gene gnat1). Bases 1 to 1053 code for a protein of 350 amino acids. The transcript has 8 exons. The record is from RefSeq and is a predicted model, not a curated record. Gene Ontology annotation, biological process: adenylate cyclase-modulating G protein-coupled receptor signaling pathway; detection of light stimulus involved in visual perception; phototransduction, visible light. Gene Ontology annotation, cellular component: heterotrimeric G-protein complex; cytoplasm. NCBI's taxonomy places the organism in Eukaryota, Metazoa, Chordata, Actinopteri, Perciformes, Percidae. Gene Ontology annotation, molecular function: GTPase activity; G-protein beta/gamma-subunit complex binding; GTP binding.
AUGGGGGCUGGAGCGAGCGCUGAGGAGAAACACUCCAGAGGGCUGGAGAAGAAGCUGAAGGAGGAUGCCGACAGGGAUGCAAGAACUGUUAAGCUGCUGCUGCUAGGCGCUGGAGAAUCUGGCAAAAGCACUAUCGUCAAACAGAUGAAAAUUAUCCACCAAGAUGGCUACUCACUUGAAGAAUCCAUGGAGUUCAUUGUCAUCAUCUACAGCAACACCCUGCAGUCCAUCAUGGCCAUUGUGAAGGCCAUGAGCACAUUUAAUAUGAACUAUGGCCACCCUGAUCAGCAGGAUGAUGCCAGGAAACUCAUGCAUCUUGCAGACACCAUUGAGGAAGGAACCAUGCCUAAAGAGAUGUCAGACAUAAUUUUGCGCCUAUGGAAGGAUUCUGGCAUUCAGGCGUGCUUUGAAAGGGCCUCAGAGUACCAACUCAAUGACUCAGCUGGAUACUACCUGAGUGACUUGGAGCGGCUGAUCCAACCAGGCUACGUGCCCACUGAGCAGGAUGUGCUGCGAUCAAGAGUGAAGACCACUGGUAUCAUCGAGACCACAUUUGGCUUGAAAGAUCUCAAUUUCAGAAUGUUUGAUGUGGGUGGCCAGAGGUCAGAAAGGAAGAAGUGGAUUCAUUGUUUUGAAGGUGUGACCUGUAUUAUCUUCAUUGCUGCUUUGAGCGCCUACGACAUGGUGUUGGUGGAGGAUGAUGAAGUGAAUCGAAUGCAUGAGAGUCUGCACUUGUUCAACAGUAUCUGCAACCACCGCUACUUCGCCACCACCUCCAUUGUACUCUUCCUCAACAAGAAAGAUGUGUUUACUGAGAAGAUCAAGAAAGCUCAUCUCAGCAUGUGCUUCCCUGAAUACGAUGGCCCCAAUACAUAUGAGGAUGCUGGUAACUACAUCAAACUACAGUUCUUAGACCUGAACCUGCGCCGAGACAUCAAAGAAAUCUACUCUCACAUGACCUGUGCCACAGACACAGAGAACGUCAAGUUUGUGUUUGACGCUGUAACCGACAUCAUAAUCAAAGAAAACCUGAAAGACUGUGGUCUCUUCUAA